AUGGCGAGCUUGGCACUGUAUCAGCAGCCAGGCAAGCCGCGGCCGCCGGCGAAGGGAAGCUUCCCUAUCGAUCACUUGGGUGAGUGCACGGCGCUGGAGAAGAGCUACCUGGCGUGUCUGGCGCGGCGGCCGCUCGCUGAUGUGGCUGGCGCCGGUCGGGAGGCCUCAGGCAGCGUCUCUGAAGCCUUCGCAGAAGCCGAGAACAGGAAGUGGGAUCACCUGCCCUGCCGCAAAUUCGCGCAGGAGUACCUCCAGUGCCGCAUGCAGCACAACCUGAUGGCUCCCGAGGACCUCUCCGCCCUCGGAUUCAAAAAAAGUCGGAAAGAGGAGAACGCACUGUGCAGCGACGGCGCCGCCGCGCCCUCUGCAGCCGCGCUGGCUUUGGACUUUCACCCCCCCUCAAGCGAUGGGAGUUGCUGCGCUCCCUCACCCGCGCCCGGCGCACCGGCGCCUCGGAGUUACCCUGUGCUGACCUUCACGCGGUCGCUGCUCCAGCCGGACCUGGCUGCGCGACCACGGUCGGAGGCGCCCCCCUCUGGGCUCCAGCCGGCGGGGCCCGGCGACGGGCUGUCCCCUCGGAGCGGGCGCGGGGGGGGUCGCGGGGGGGGCGAGGCGCCCGCGGAGGAAAAGAAGGAGAAGAAGAAACCCCGUGUGCUCACGAAGGAAGACGAAGGAUUCGUCGCAGGCUGUGGUGCCCUCCGGCCCUACACGGAGCGAGGCUUCUUUGGGCGAAUUCUGUCGCGCUACUCUUGGUCUAACGGGUUUUUCAAGGCCCUCUGCGAGAAUGUCCAAACGGCCUUGGCUUCGCCCGAGAAGUAA
This is a messenger RNA of Besnoitia besnoiti, 819 nucleotides long. Its product is annotated as COX19 cytochrome c oxidase assembly family protein. The transcript has a single exon. NCBI's taxonomy places the organism in Eukaryota, Apicomplexa, Conoidasida, Eucoccidiorida, Sarcocystidae. Gene Ontology annotation, cellular component: mitochondrial intermembrane space. Bases 1 to 819 code for a protein of 272 amino acids. Gene Ontology annotation, biological process: mitochondrial respiratory chain complex IV assembly. The record is from RefSeq and is a predicted model, not a curated record.